AAAUAAAAUUCAUAAUAGGACAUCAACGGAGUUGUCACAUUUAGGAAUAGAUAUUACCGAUGUUUUAAUAAAUGUGCUUAUCAGUUUUAUGUAGGUUAUAUGUGAUGAUGCAAAUAGCAAUUUCAUGGGGAUGGUAAACUGUCUGGACAGCAACCUGGUAACAUUACAAAUCAGGUUAAUAUGAAUAAAAACAUAGAUAAUGCCGUGAAAGAUCAGUAGUUCUGUACUCAGAAGUUAGGCCGAUAAUAAUAAUAAUAAUAAUAAUAAUGUGUUUGUAGAAUGUUCCCGAAGCUCUUCUUCGCCAUGUGGUGGACUGCAUGCCAAAAUGUCAAACAAUCAGACAAUGUCUAUUGAUUUAAUGAAAUUGUGGACCCGAGUUUUAGUUCAGAUUUGAUGUAGCCUUGUCAUGUGGUUUAGAUUAGCUUUUUUUUUUAUGUCGACAAAGACACACACCAAACUUCCAAGUUGUAAUGGAGUUGUAACCGGCUACUACAGUCUCUUUUAAAAUUGCUAUGUUAGGUCAGAACAAAUAGGUCAUCAGAUUGAGCCUUUUUGCAAACCUACAGUACAGUUAUGAGUAUGUAGGAUAUACUGUAGAUAUUCAGUACACAACCUUGCUCCCGCUUUACCUACAUGUACAAAUUACCUCGACUAAUUUGUACCCCUGCACAUUGACUCGGUACCGGUACCCCCUGUAUAUAGCCUCGUUAUUUUAUUACUUUUUAUUUAAUUUUUUACUUUAGUUUAUUUAGCACAUAUUUUCUUAACUGUAUUUUUUUUAAACUGCAUUGUUGGUUAAGGGCUUGUAAGUAAGCAUUUCACGGUAAGGUCCACACCUGUUAUAUUCCCGAGCAUGUGAUAAGUAAGAUAUUUGAUUUGAUGCAUGUAGGUCAUUGAGGGAGUUGUAUUACGCUGGCCCGGGUUGAACUGGGCAAUGGCCAGUCACGUUAUUGGGCAAAAGCGUGGAGGGAGGAGCGCUCGUCUCAAAUCAAACAGUAAUCUGCGCUGCUAGGUCAUGUUGUCAACAAGGCAGCAUGACGUAUCAUCCAGAAACAUGCAUAUCUUUUCCAUAAAAUACAUUUUAAGAAUUUUUUUAUCUAGUUGUCAUUGCGUUUUUAUCAAAAUCAAUCACAUCUGAAUGUGAAAACACAUAAUCCUACUGAUCACUCUCCACAUACUUAAUUAUGUCACUUUUGUUUUCAUCCGACUUCGCCAUCAACGAGAGAGAGCAGGCACUUGGCUCACGUCGGGAGGCAGCCUGGCAUCACUUUUCUCCUAGUUCAAACUUCUUCCACCGGGGUAACCCGGGCCAGAUAAACAAACUCCCUCAGUGUAACUGACUGUCACCUGUUUGUCCUCAUUCCUGGUGACACAGCCAGAGAGGAAAUCAGAGCCAUAUAAACAUAUUCAUACUGAACAGCAAGGACAUGUGAGUCUGGCCCGGUGACUGUGUAAAAGAGGGCAGAGACCAGUGAGUCCCCAUGUCUGCUAGAGGAGGUUCCUCUGGCCGUUUCAAUGCAGAACCUCACUACGACCAGGUCCCAGUGGGCUCCUUAUGGAGGGACCAGGACUUCCCUCCUCCUCCCCGCUCCCUUGGGGGUUUCAGGGGGGCAGACCUGGCUGUGAGCUCUGACCCCCUGCCCCCCCCUCCCCUCCCAGACCAGCCCCCCGUGGGCCCUGACUUCUACCCUCCUAGCGACGGUGCCUCGGAGCGCCUUGACGACGACAGCGCGGCCAUGGACAUCAAACCCGUCCACCGCUUCAUUCCUGACUCCUUCAAGAACUUCUUCCGCGGCAACAGUGUCCGUGGUAGCAGCAACAAGCCCUUCUCCUUACCCCCCUCCCCGCCGCUGACGGAAAAAGACGACCUCAAACCAGGAACCACUAGAGGUGUCCCCUGCUCCCCUCCCCCCUCUCCCUCCCUCCCCGGCUCCUACCUGGACCCGUACGGAGGCUCUGGCGGCAGCUACAACUCCCGAAAAGAACGUGACGCCAUGUUGCUAGGGACCGAUGCCUUCGAGUCUGUCUCGGGCGUCACAUUCCGCUCAGCCAAGACCUACAGCGAGCGGGUGGAGGAUUACCACCAGCGCUACGCCUAUAUGAAGUCCUGGGCGGGGUUACUGCGCAUCCUGGGCUGCGUCGAGCUACUUUUGGGCGCUGUCGUCUUCGCCUGCGCGUGUGCUUAUGUACACAAGGACAACGAGUGGUUCAAUAUGUUCGGCUACUCCCAGCCACAGUUGUUCGGGGGGUUAGGGGGCGGCGCAGCAGCUUACGGAGGCAGCGGAUCGUUCAGCUACGACGGACCCAAAACCCCCUUCAUCUUGGUAGUGGCUGGCCUGGCCUGGAUAGUAACAGUCAUUAUGCUAGUCCUGGGGAUGACCAUGUACUACCGUACCAUCCUCCUAGAUUCGUCUUGGUGGCCCUUGACUGAGUGUGUGAUUAACCUGGCCCUUGGGUUUCUCUACAUGGUAGCAGCGGUAAUGUACGUCAGGGACACAACCAGAGGAGGCCUCUGUUACAUCCCUGUCUUCAACAACGGAGUCAACGGGGCCUUCUGUCGCACAGAGGCCGGCCAGACCGCCGCCAUUAUUUUUCUGUUCGUCAACAUGAUGAUAUAUUUUGUGGGCGCUGGUGUGUGUCUGAAGCUGUGGCGGCACGAGGCGGCGAGGCUGAGGAGGGAGGGGUUAGCGCAGGAGAUGAAAACCAUUGGAUCUUCCCUGCCAAUAUCUGCUCUGGGCGGUUCCAGGACCUCAGAGCAGACCCCUCUCCCCACCCUCCAGACUAUCCCAGAGGUAUUGGACGGCCAUGUUGCCUCUCCAGCCGUCCCUCUGAUGAUGGAGCCAGAGAUCCUCAGAGGACACAUCCCUGCAGGACACAUCCCAAAACCUGUAAUCAUCGCAGACUACGUGGCGAAGUACCCGAUCAUCCGUACAGAGGAGGGGAGGGACCAGUACAAGGCUGUGUUUAAGGACCAGUAUGCUGAGUACAAAGAGCUGCAUGCAGAGGUCCAGGCCAUGGCCAAGAGGUUUGACGAGAUGGACGAACUGAUGAGGAACCUGCCUCCACGGCCCUCCAGUCAACUGGAGAAGGAACGCAUCAAUACCAUAGUAUUGGAGUACCAGAGAAAGAAAACGGAUCCUACGUUCCUUGAGAAGAGGGAGAGGUGUGAGUACCUGAAGAACAAACUGUCCCACAUCAAACAGAAGAUCAACGAAUACAACAAGGUCAUGGACUGGAACGACGGAUUCAGCUAGACGAACACACACACACUCUGAACUGUGCAGCUUAACUGAGCCAGGUCAAGCCCGAAUGCUGAAGUUUACCCUCCAUUACAUUAUGUUGGAUGCCACUCCUUGCCAGUUAUAUGCAUUAUGUGGACAUGCCAUGGGUCAAAUCAUAUAAAGAUUUUAGUGCCACAAAAAUGUAUAUUGAGGCUGGUUUUAUAAUCUACACGUUUUCUUAUCUGAUGCAUUUUGUUUUUAUUGAUGUCCGUGAUAUUUUUGUUUACUGCCAUAAUUGUAAGUUGGUUGCCACUGCCCAACCCUGAAGUACAGAUCAGUCUCUACACAGUACCCCAGCAUCAAUUUGAUCAUGUGGGCAAAUGUCGUUCUUUGUUGUGUAUAAUUAUCUUUUGUACCAUUUUGUAAACUCUAGAUACUGUAACAGUAUGAAACUAAACAAAUCUGUUAUGAUUUCCUCAACAAGACUUUUCUGUAAUAAUUGUUUAAAUUAAGUGACAAAGCACCUCCUAUGUAUUAUAUGUCGUUGUUGACUUGUGUUUUUCAAAAAAAUAUUUUUGCAGCUUCUGGGUGUACUGAUGUCAAUCGAUGUGAUUUAUUUGGAACACAUGGCACCUCCGGUAUCUUUUGUACGUUUAUGUGUAAAAACGUUAUCCAGUAUCAUAUAUUUCUGUUACGACUUGCUUACUGAUGUACUUGUAAUUUCUUGAUAAUUGAAGGAAAGUCUGCAAAGUUUGAUUUCAGCACAGUUUGAUAAAGAUCCUAAAAACUA
Messenger RNA from Salmo salar (Atlantic salmon), 4011 nucleotides. It is a transcript of the gene marveld2b, whose product is annotated as MARVEL domain containing 2b. Lineage: Eukaryota; Metazoa; Chordata; Actinopteri; Salmoniformes; Salmonidae. The record is from RefSeq and is a predicted model, not a curated record. Gene Ontology annotation, biological process: bicellular tight junction assembly. Gene Ontology annotation, cellular component: apical plasma membrane; cytoplasmic vesicle; bicellular tight junction.